Messenger RNA from Ustilago hordei, 1926 nucleotides. RefSeq lists its product as uncharacterized. The record is from RefSeq and is a predicted model, not a curated record. The coding region runs from base 1 to 1926 and encodes 641 amino acids. The transcript has a single exon. NCBI's taxonomy places the organism in Eukaryota, Fungi, Basidiomycota, Ustilaginomycetes, Ustilaginales, Ustilaginaceae.
AUGGAGCGAGGAAGCUCACUACGGUCGGUGAGAUCCUCCAGUGGAAAGGUCGGAUCACAUACCCGCAGCAGGCCGUUGGCAAGAUCGCAAGCAAGCAGGGAAGUGAGCGGUAGCGGUGAAACGACGAGAAGCUACUACGAUCUGUAUCCGGAACGGAAGCAGACCGGGCCCUACAUCCCAAAGUCUGCUCUCGUAUCUCCUGAAGAAGCUGCAAGUCAAUCCGCAUCGCCAGCGCCGGAAGGUAGCUCUGUUUGUCGAUCUCGUUCAAGUAGCCGACUCGAACCGGCACGCAAAGAGGCUUCACAUUCUUCCGAAAAGAGACACGCCGGCGCUUUCCUACUCCCACCAGACACGUCCCGCAAGCGUACUGAAGGCUCAACUUCCGUAAGACGUUCGCUUUCGAGCACGUACGCCGCUUCCUUGGUUGCGCUGGGAAGGGCUCGCCCACGUACCAUCACAUUGGAACCUGUCAAGUCCAUCGACGAAAUCAUCAAGAUGCAUUCCGACAACCUCUUGUCCGCUCCUCAAUCACAGCGUGGCCCACAACGUUCCGCUUCGUGGUCCGCCUUCGAGUCCACAGCGCCCCUAUCGCAAUCAAACUCAGUAAGGAGCUCGACGUACGAUGAAGAGCCUUCAAAAUCAGAUUCGGAAGGCUCGGAGGGCUCUGUGGAGCAAGAGACCCGCGCUGUACUGAGGACGACACAUUCCAACGACAUCGGACGGAGAUUGUCGCGACUUUCCAUCGGUGGAACGACUUCAAGCGUGUCAGAGACAGCUCACGGCGCACUACAGUCUCCAGUUCAGCGAGAGGUGAAUACUAAGAGCCUAGCUUCAGGGCUGACGAGCCUGACACUCUGCACGAAGGUCAAGGUUGCCGGAUCACCGCUCCUUCAAGUGUCGUUCGCCGAUGUGGGCCUCGAGAGCGGGCAUCCUGUCAUGGUCUUCCUUGGCCUAGGGGCAUCGAGGCAUCUUAUCGGCCUGUAUGACGAGGUUGCGGCGUCACUCGGCCUGCGCCUGAUAUGCAUCGAUAGGUGGGGCAUUGGCCGCACAGACAGUGUGCAGUCGGAAGGACGCAACAUUCUCGGCUGGAGCUUUGUUGUCGAACAGGUAGCUGAUCUUCUCGAGAUUGAUAGAUUCUCGAUCCUGGCCCAUAGCGCCGGUGCGCCUUUCGCGGUGGCCCUAGCGCUCCUCUUUCCUCACCGCAUUCAGGGGCCGCUGCAUUUGCUUGCUCCCUGGACGGGCAUGCAACAAGAUAGUGGCUAUCGUUGGUUGCGGUACGUCCCGGACGGCGUUAUCAAGACGGCACAGGCAGCCGAGUGGAAGAUCCAGAACUGGAAGCUGAACAAAGAAGGGUCGAGGGGAGCGAACAGAAAUGCCUUGACUCAGGCCGAAGAGCCUUGCUACGAUGUUCGGCAGUACGACCUGGAGGAAUUUGACAGAGGACCAACGCCUCCUCCCAAGGAGCAGACGCAUCGUAGAAACAAGGCCUUGGCCGAGCAUGGCACGUCGCUGCCAAGCAGCAAGUCAGGGGAAACACAAGCAGAGAGCAGAAAGGUGGUUGACGGUAGCAGGCCGGUCUUGUGCUGGCAGACAAGCAACUCGCAAAUGGCAGAAGCGGAACGGAACAGCGCUGUUGAGCUGCUCAAAGCCUCUCAUGCGGAGAGUGCACGCGGCUUGGUGGAUGAUUUGCAAAUGGUUUUGGGAAAAAGGCCGUGGGGAUUUGGCUAUACGGAUCUGCAAGCCGAUUGCGAGGUAUGGCACGGAUCAAAGGAUGAGCGGAUUCCUCUGUCGAGCUCGAUCAACUUGUCUAGAGAGAUGAAAGCCUGUUCGCUGCAUGUCGUGGAGGGAGCAAGCCAUAGUCUGAUGACAAAUUCAGAGGUGGUGGUGGAAGUGUUUGAGAGCAUUCGCAAGCACAGCGGACGGUAG